Trifolium pratense (red clover) is the source of this 1422-nucleotide messenger RNA. RefSeq lists its product as uncharacterized. The record is from RefSeq and is a predicted model, not a curated record. Lineage: Eukaryota; Viridiplantae; Streptophyta; Magnoliopsida; Fabales; Fabaceae. Bases 345 to 1139 code for a protein of 264 amino acids. The transcript is spliced from 11 exons.
CCUUGUGGUUGCCAACUUGCUCUAUGUUCUGCGAGUAAAGUUGUCAAAAUUAUUUGAAUAAAGUCCAAAAAGAAGAAAUUAAAUAAAAAUUUAAAGUUUAAUUGCAACAAUAGAGAAAGUAUGCUUCUGCUAUAUAUAUUUCAGUACAACAGAGCAAGUAUUUCCUUAAUUGGAAACAAAGCUAUCUUCAAAAUUAGAAGCUCAUUGAGAACAGAUCCAUCAUCCAUGUGCCCUAGAUGUCAUCUGGACAAGUUGGAGGUUUUGACUACUUCUCUACAUGCGAAUGAGGAAAACUGAUGUCUUGUUUCUGAAGUUUGCUCAAGAAGCGGUAGAAACGACCAGUUAUGGCGGGAACGGGAAACGAUCCACAGAAACAACUUCUAAGCAUCAUUCGCAAUUUCGCCACCGAGAAAUCUCAAGGAGAACGAAGAGUAGUUACUCUGAGAAAGCAAUUCGAAACACUUAAAUCAGAAUUAAGUGAUGCUAAUGAGGAACUUGAAAAAUCCAAACGCUGCAAAGAACUUGUUGAACAGGAACUUAAAGGCUUUGAACUUCAUUUGUUUUUGAGUGAAGCUUCAGUUCAAACCCUAGAGGCAAGGGUAUCUCUAAUUCAGAAUGAUAUGUCUGUUGUGGAAUCUGAUCUGGAAACUCUCAAGAAUGAAGAAGCGACUUUACGUGAUCUAUUCAUCCGCAACAUGCUUGACCUGAAUGCCAAAAUAAGGAAAUUUCAGGAGAGUAUUGUUAGUUGUGACAUUGAUUUCUCAUACAGUAUUAAUUGCAGAUCCAGCACCAGUAACUAUGGAGAAAAUGAUGCUGAUGCUGCUCUAGGGGCUCUUGAAAGUAGGCUUUCGGAGAUACUAUCUCAAACAACUAAAGAGGAUGAUGAAUUCCAAGCUCAACAGGAAAUUUAUAAGAAUGUCCAGCGUGAAUUGAGUGAUUGUGAAAGAAAGGUGUCUCUAAUGAAUAUGAUAGUCAUAGAAACAAAAGAAUUGCAAGAUCUCACCAUGCUGUCUUCUAAAUUAGAAGCAACAUACAGUUCACUUGGUGAGGAGCUUCAGAACAGAUCCAUAUGCCCUAGAUGUCAUCUGGACAAUUUGGAGGCUUUAACUGCUUCUUUACAGGCAAAUGAGGAAAACUGAUAUCUUAAACCUUCCAACAUUUGAUGCUAAAGACAAAUACAUACCUAUCUCGUAUACAAAUAGAAAACGGAUUGGGAACACCAGAUACUGAUUGCUAUCUCUUGUAUUUGUUUCUCGGUAGAUUGCUUUCACUGUUGACCAAUAUAAUCUGUAAAAUUUGCUUUUUCCAUAUAGUAAUAUUUUCUGAGUUGGAUAUGACUUUCCAAUCUAAAUUGCAUAUUGAUUCUCAACAAUGAUAAUAUAUUUUGGAAAUUUGGGAAGUGAAUUAUGCCCUAUUUUUUUA